GAAGCUGCGGAAAGAGAGAGACGAGGGGAAGGGAGAAGUGAGAGGGAUACACAGAGAGAAAGAGGCGAUGCUGUUGAUCCAUCCAUCCGCGCGGAGUCUUUUUGUGAUUCUUAAUCGACCUAAGUAGUCGUCUUUUACGGGAACUAAGGACUAUUUCUGUGACAGAGAGGACAGGACAGGGUGUCCAACAUUUUUUUUUAUUGGAAAAGCUUCUAAAAUCAUCCUUCCAUUUUUUUUACCUCUUUUUUUAACAUCGCUCCUUCCUCCUCCUCCUCCUCUUCCCCCUACAUCCCCUCUUCUUUAAAGAGGCCCGAGCUCGCUACGGGGUGUCUUUCAUCGCCUUUUGUUUUUUCUGUAAUUUCUUUCUUUUUUCCUUUUCUUCUUUUAUAUCCUGGCUGCUCGAGACCUCUCGAUCUCCUGGUCUUCCGCCUGCCUGCAAGCUCAAAGAGUACGAGGCACACCCCCCCUCCCUCCCACCCCCCACAGGGAGCUGUCCGGUGCUGAAGUUGCAUUUCCUUCCUUCCCUCUGCACAAGGACUAAACCGGGCAGGCAGAGGACAGGUGCAGGGACUCAAGCAGAAAAGGAAAGAACAAAUAAGAGCUGUACAACUCUUUCAGUGGAUCCAUUCAGAGCUCACACUUCCUACAAAAUCUGAAGACAAUCUUCCUCCGGUUCGUCCGCCGAGUUGGUUGGUGUGUUACGGACGGAUCACCACGCUGGCCAGUCUGUGGGCUGUGUUUGCGAGUGUGUGUUGCUGCGUUUGAGAGAGUGUGUGUCGUUGUGUUUGUUAGAGUGUGUCGGUGCCUCACCAUCAUGCCAAGGUCUUUUCUGGUGAAAAAGGUGAAACUGGAUGAUUUCUCCACCGGGUCAGAUCUAGAGAAUGCCUACCGGCACAGAACAGACCUCAGCCUCCGGCUACAUGACAAAGCUGGUUACAUCAGUGACUACAUCAGCCCUGUUGUGUAUGAUGGUGAGAGUGAUGGUGGAAUCAAGGUGCCCUCUCCUGAUCCCCUGUAUGAUGGCAUCCACAGUGACUACGGGGCUCCUGACUCCGAGUCUCCUGACAGCCCUGGCUCAGAAAUCACGGAUGGCUACAUCAACGGCGAUACUGCAGUGAGUGAGGGUUACACAGUCGAUGCCUUCUUUAUCACCGAUGGCCGCUCGAGAAGGAAAGCUCUUGGCAGCCCCAGGAGUAUCCAGAGGCACACCUGCAAUGAGUGCGGCAAAACCUACGCCACGUCUUCCAACCUGAGCCGGCACAAACAGACACAUCGUUCGCUGGACAGCAAGCUGGCAAAGAAAUGCCCGACCUGCGGGAAGGUGUACGUGUCCAUGCCUGCCAUGGCCAUGCACCUGCUCACUCACGACCUCAAGCACAAGUGUGAUGUGUGCGGGAAAGCAUUCAGUCGUCCAUGGCUUUUACAGGGUCACAUGCGCUCUCACACGGGUGAGAAACCGUUUGGGUGCGCCCACUGUGGGAAGGCUUUCGCAGACCGUUCGAACCUGCGGGCUCACAUGCAGACCCACUCGGCCUUCAAGCACUUCAAGUGCAAACGUUGCAACAAGACCUUCGCGCUCAAGAGUUACCUGAACAAGCACUAUGAGUCUGCUUGCUUCAAAGGCCCCUUCUCUCCUCUCGGCCCUCUAGAUGCAUGACAACCUAGAAUAAAUCAAACAACUGACAAAACUGCAGAAAUAAAUUACCAUAAUCCUUAAAGAGUGAACUGCAGACAAUAUAUUUUUGGUCAGAAUACGACCUUGCUUUCCUUCCUUACCCUUCCUCACGCCCCUUCUUCCUUUCCCCCACCUUACCUACUUUGGAGCCUGUCCAUGACGAUGAAUAUGAUGAAGAUAGCACAAUUUUUCUCCUUGAGAUUUGCUCACUUAAGGAUUUAACUGAUCGACGCAUGCACUUCCUCAAAAACUUUUCACCUCCUCUUCCUCUGCGUGUUCAGGAUAGAGACAUUAACACUAACACAGCUUCCUCCUGGCAUCUAGAUAUAGUAUGACAGCAUAUAUUUUGGGACAUUGAUGAAGAUGAGGAUGAUGAGAAUGAUCACAAAGACAAUAGUGAGCCUAUAGCUACUAGUUUUCUCCCUGCACUGAAACACAGUGAAUUUUUCAUUCUGAUUUUGCUUUUUUGGGAGAAUAAUAGUAAUAAUUAUAGUAAUAAUAAUGAUAAUAAUAAUGCUCAGCUGCACCAAGUGACCAUAUUCUCUCCACAACUGAGGUAAAAAUACUAUUUAUUUAUUUAUUUAUUUAUUUAUUUAUUUAGGCAAUUUCUUUUUUUUAUUUGUUGUAUCUUUAUACUUGAUUUGAUAAAACAAAGUGAUAUUGUUUAUUUGCACUUUAAGUUCUGUAUAUGUAUGUAGGAUAUUUGCCAAGCUCUUUUUACCACUACAGGCCAAAGCAUAUGUCACUUUUUUCAGUACUAUUUUUUUCCCUUAUUAUGCUGUUUACCUUUUUUUCUUAUUAACGUUACUGCAUGCAAAAAAAAAAAAGGAAAUAAUGAUAAUAAUAAUAAUGAAACCUAUGCCAACAUCAUAAAAAGCUUAUGAUUUUUGCCAAAUUCCUAUAGAUAGAACCCGAGGGCAAUAUUUUUCUCUUGGAGCCUCCAUAGGACUCUUUAAAAGCAAUAAUCACCUAAUGCAUGGUAUUUUAUGAUGAAGUUAUGAAGUAUUACCUACUACUGUAUAGCAGUUUAAAAAUCAGGUAUGUUUUACUUCACCUAUAGUCAUAAACAGAAAACUACUAAUAUUACAGACAUCAGGGAACAUGCCAAUGUAGUGUUAGAGUAACAAAAAGAAAAGUCCUGUCUUUCCUCUCUUGUUAUGCACUGCCUGCCUCUUAGUGAGUAGAACUAAUGUAGGAUGUAGGCUAGAGAGGCUGGGAUCAGCUGCCUGCUGGGUGCGAGGCCUAUUGAAGAAUAACUUGUGUCUAACGAUGACAGACUUGUGCUAAGCUAACUAACGUUAAACAUACCUGCUAACAACAACUAAUAGGGGAGUCAUUUUCUUCAAACAGAAGAAGUCAUUUAAUUCUUAGUACGCUUUCAGUAGGAAACCUUUAAAGCUUGAUGCAUUGCUGAAGUUGGACUGAGGUCAACUUUGUCUGGAAUGCAUUAUUCAGCAACCCCUUCAGAGCACUUCCGCACCAUAAAUCGUGCAUUCUUCAACCACAGAAGCAGCUUUGGCUGGAUGGUCUGAUUACAGCUCAGCUGUUACAGUCCCAUUCUCUAGCUGCGUGAGACAGAGUCCUGAUUAUUCUGCAGUAGGCCUUGUUCAUCCCCACUGGGCCGACCAUAGGCUAACUCUAGGAGUGGCAUACCUACAGACGGGCUAACUCUAAUCAACCCUGACCCCAUAGAUGAUUUACCUUUUGAUCUUGGUGGUCAGCACCAGUGUUGCUGAACCCAGUUCUCUGCAGCUCAGAAACCUUUUCUACAGAUUCAUGGAGCUUCCCAGGAGACAGACUGAGAACACACAGAUAUUCACAAAAUGUUUAGUUUUUUUAAGAUUCUUUUUAGCCAUCCUAAACAGCAUGUUCUUAUUGUAAGCUUGCACAGAAACAUUCAAGUAAUAUUUGUGUACAAGUGCAUGGGUGCAUGCAAGCACAAGCAAGCUAGCAGAUCAGCCAUUAUCGGCAUCACAAAAUCUGUCAAGCUUUAGCAAAUAAAAAGAAAAAAAUUUUGAAUUCAGAUAUACAUAUUUGACAAAGGAAGCUUUGAUCAUUUUCCUGCUUCCUAAGGAAUGAGGAAUAUUUAGGGACAACAGUUAUGGUGGCUCAUUACCUAACUAACAUGUAAAAGACUAGUUGCAGUUUGCAAGUUAAAAACUCUACAACAUGUCAGGGUUUUUUUUUCUGCAUGAGACUACAAACAAACUUUGUCUGUUACAAUUACAAUUUUUCAAAACCUGCAAUGUGGCUCACAAGCACAGAGAGGAACAUUUUCUUGUCUUGACUGUGGCAGUCAAUACAUGCAGACCUUAGCUAUGUCACUGAAGUAUGAGCAACGUUUGAGCUGCAAUUACUUGAAUGAUGUGAGAUGACUGGUAAGUUGUUAGGACUUACAUCCCUUUAAUGUAUCUGAUCUAUCAAAGAGAAGAAAAACACCACCAAAAUUUUUAAGAUGCAUCUCAAAGAUAUUGUUAAAUUAUAAAAGAAUACAUUUGCAAGUCAACAUUUAUGACCACGAUAUCUCUAAUUACUGAUUACUAAUUACAAACAGGAUUAUUGUGUGCUAAAACUCAAGUUGCAGUUUUGCCUGCAGUCUACAUGUCUCGUGGGUAUUUGGUUUAAGUUGUGUGGCUGUUCAGUGGUUUUAAAGCAGGAAAGCUACAUUGUGAGUCUGUUUGCUUGUGUCUGUCUCUGGGUGAGCUCCGGGUCUGCUCUCUUUUAAGCACUUCCAUUGUAGUCAUCUCCACCUUAAAGAAAGUAGCACAAUAAAACUAACUAGAAUUCAGGUAGAGAAAAGAAAAAUAACAAUAAAAGAACAAAAAAACUUGUACUAGCUUGACUCUCUUCUUUUUUGUAUUUCCAAGUUAAAGAAUGAUAACCUAAAUAAUCAUUUAUUGCAAGAGGGUUUGUAAAGAAUCCUUUGAAUUGAGACAUUUUUACUGCUGUAUAGCGAUAUCUGACACACCUUAUCACAGGAGAUUGAGAUCUCUGUUGCAGAGUGAGGAUCUCCUGUGUUUUUUUGAGCCAGUAUUCAGACAAUGUAAGCACAAUGAACACAAAGCAUUUUGUGGCACUUCAUAAUAAAGAAUAAUCUUAACCAA
Messenger RNA from Melanotaenia boesemani (Boeseman's rainbowfish), 4779 nucleotides. Its product is annotated as transcriptional repressor scratch 1-like. Gene Ontology annotation, biological process: regulation of DNA-templated transcription. The transcript is spliced from 2 exons. The record is from RefSeq and is a predicted model, not a curated record. Lineage: Eukaryota; Metazoa; Chordata; Actinopteri; Atheriniformes; Melanotaeniidae. The coding region runs from base 815 to 1657 and encodes 280 amino acids. Gene Ontology annotation, molecular function: DNA-binding transcription factor activity, RNA polymerase II-specific; RNA polymerase II cis-regulatory region sequence-specific DNA binding.